Molecule: messenger RNA, 2559 nt
Organism: Osmia lignaria (orchard mason bee)
Lineage: Eukaryota; Metazoa; Arthropoda; Insecta; Hymenoptera; Megachilidae
Biological process (GO): anatomical structure morphogenesis; cell differentiation; regulation of transcription by RNA polymerase II
Molecular function (GO): DNA-binding transcription factor activity, RNA polymerase II-specific; RNA polymerase II cis-regulatory region sequence-specific DNA binding
Source: RefSeq, a predicted model, not a curated record
GUUCUCAAUCAGUUUCAAUCUCGCUUGGUUCUCCUCUCUCGACGCGUGUUCCUGGCGCACGCUCCAUCGUGCCCGGUUCUACUCGACGUUUCCACGCUCGAACGCGGUCCGGGCUGCUCGCGAAUCGUGAAUAACCAGUGAUAAGAUCCACCUCCUUAUUCGUGGAGUGCUACCAGCAAGAUUACAGAUUAACCGACUUUCUUUGGGAGAACAUUUCACCGUUGUGUGUACCAGUAUUUCUGUGCGCCAUAAACUCUAAUUACCCUGAAGAUGUAAUUGUCAUGCAACAGGGAGGUGAAGCUUGCCUAGCCAACAAGUGUGAUCAGUGAGCAAAUUAUUCAUUCAACCGAUUUCCUAAGUGUCAGUGAACAUUAGUACGACAAACGCUGUUGCAAACUUGAAGAAACACUGUGGAACGAUCAGUGGUGAGCAGUGGAGGGUCUGCCCGUCUAUUGGGAGGACCUACCCGUGCGGCAUUGCGUAAAUGCAGCUGCGACCGCCAACAUUUUUAUGAAUUACGCAGACCUGGACAGAACAAGGAUGGUCUCGCACGUUAUUCCGGUCGCUGGGGAACUGCAGCAAGGCAAUGGAAGCCUGGGUGUCACAGGUCUUGGAGGUAUGCAGGAGUCCUCUCAUUCCCUGAAAAUCAAGCAGGAACCAUUUCAGGUGUCGCCGCCAUCGCCUCUUCCAUCUCUACAUCAAGUGAGCAGUUUCGUGUCAGAUAUGCAGAAUGGUUGCCUGGGCGCCACGUCGAAGGAGCUGGACUCCUCCAUAGGUCGGAGCCUAGCGUCGCACGCGUCCCUGACCCAUCAUUCUCACCAUAGCCUGCACAGUCCGAACUCCGUAGUGUCGAUGCACUCGACAGGCUCCGCUCAUCAUCAUCUAGAGGACAAAGGGUCAUCCCCCAGCGGAGUUCUUCAUAGCACCACCAACAGCAACCCAUCGACUCCCUCGGCUCCCUCCACGCCAACCGCAGCCGCGGACGGGUCCACCGGUCCCUCUGGUAACGGAAACGGAAGCGUUAGUAACAACGAUUCGGCUAGCAAGAAGCCUCCCUUCAGCUACGUCGCGUUGAUCGCAAUGGCGAUUCAGCACAGCGCUCAGAAGAGGGCCACCCUGAGUGAAAUCUAUGCUUACAUCACCGCCAGGUUUCCCUACUUCCAAAAGAACAAGAAGGGCUGGCAGAAUUCGAUCAGACACAAUCUGUCGCUGAACGAAUGCUUCGUGAAGGUACCACGCGAAGGAGGCGGUGAGAGGAAAGGAAACUUCUGGACCCUCGAUCCUCAGUACGCGGACAUGUUCGAAAACGGUAACUAUAGAAGGCGUAGACGUAUGAAGCGGCCGUAUAGGAACGCACCGUAUCAUAAACCAUUGUUCGGCGAUCCUUUUUCUCCUACGCAUGUUCAUUUGGGUCCCAGAAACUUGUUUGGCCAUUCACCACCGUCCUAUGCUCCGUCCACCUACACUAGAUACGACACCAGUGCAUGGAGUCUUCAGCAAUCACAGCUCUCCUACAGUCACUGUCAGUCACUUCAACCGCAAUUGCAGCCAAUGCAGUCGAUGCAGAUCCCACCGAUAAACGGGUACAGCCAACUGGGCACCUCGUUAACGUUUCAAGGCAAUUACUUGGAUGUUCCAGGUGGGACGGCGAGUUCUCCUGGCUCGAUGGGGGGCGGCUCGUUCGGUAGCAGCUUCGCCAGGAGACACGAUGCCGCCAUGACGCCGGAGACGGUACCUACCAGAUGCUACUGGCCCGAAACCACCUUGCCCAACCUGCUACCAGCCCACUGUCAUCCCUACUUUAACGAUCCCUGCGACGAGGCACUCCUGACGUCCCAAUCCUGCAUGGUGAACGUGAAGGAGGAACCGGGAAGCGUGACGGUGUCGAGUACCAGCGUAGGCGGAGUCGGAGUUCCGUCCGGCAUGAUGGGUACCACCGCUCCAACAGGAGUCUCGACCGCUGCCUUCUCGCCUAUGGAGUUCCAGUCUCGGUCCAAGUGUUUCAUGUGAAUCGCUCCAUCGUCCAGGUUCUCGUCAACGUCCGAGGACCGUCUUACCGUAGGGGUAAGCGGAAAUAUGCAAACUGGAGGUCGGGAACAACUCUGAGAAAGGGGCAGUGUCCAAGGAACUUUGUGCUUCGACGAGAGCUCUCCGAGGAUGUGUCCUCGGUGUGUUUUCGACUGCUACACAGUAUUCGAUAUUUAAGGGACAAGUCGGUGGCUUCCGAAGGGAGGUGAUCACUAUAAUUAACGAUUACGUCUAAGCUGUAUCCGCGAGCCAGGAGGACGCGUCAAGGCAUAUCUUGAACCCGUUCCUCUUUUAUACAUAUAUAUAUAUACAUACAGACAAAAAUAUUACUUAGGUUCAUAGUGAUUGUAUCUGAACGUGUAGAUCGCAUAAAUAGGACGACUCGUUGUAUGUACAUAAUGUAAUUGCCUAUGUGUACCGGUAGUUUUUCUGAUCGCUAUGAAACUCCCCUCGCUUUUAAGGACUCUGGACAUGCGGCAGCUUCUGUAAUUAUAUGGAAAUAAAUCUCUAUUAUUUAACGCUUAUUGAAAA